AUGACGCUGGGAGGGGAACCAGAGGAAGAUCUAGGCCUGAGACUGCAGCAGGACAGGUUCAAGAAGCUGCAGGCGUGGUACCACGAGCACGGGUCUGGCCUCAACUUGCGCCGCCUUUUCGAAGGGGACAAGGACCGCUUCAACCACUUCAGCUUGAAUCUCAACACCAACCAUGGGCAUAUACUGGUGGAUUACUCCAAGAACCUUGUGACGGAGGCUGUGAUGCAGAUGCUGGUGGACCUGGCCAAGUCCAGGGGUGUGGAGGCUGCCCGGGAACGCAUGUUCAAUGGCGAGAAGAUUAACUUCACAGAGAAUCGGGCGGUGCUGCACGUGGCCCUGCGGAACCGAUCAAACACACCCAUCCUGGUGGAUGGCAAGGAUGUGAUGCCAGAGGUCAACAGGGUCCUGGAGAAGAUGAAAUCUUUCUGCCAGCGUGUCCGGAGUGGUGAAUGGAAGGGGUACUCGGGCAAGUCCAUCACUGACGUCAUCAACAUCGGCAUCGGCGGCUCUGACCUGGGACCCCUCAUGGUGACUGAAGCCCUCAAGCCGUACUCUUCGCAAGGUCCCCGGGUCUGGUUUGUCUCCAACAUUGAUGGGACCCACAUUGCCAAAACGCUGGCCACCCUGAACCCCGAGACCUCCUUGUUCAUCAUUGCCUCCAAGACCUUCACCACCCAGGAGACCAUCACCAACGCAGAGACGGCAAAGGAGUGGUUUCUCAUGUCGGCCAAGGAUCCUUCGGCAGUCGCGAAGCACUUUGUUGCCCUGUCUACCAACACUGCCAAAGUGAAGGAGUUUGGAAUUGACCCUCAAAACAUGUUCGAGUUCUGGGAUUGGGUGGGAGGCCGCUACUCGCUGUGGUCAGCCAUCGGACUCUCCAUUGCCCUGCACGUGGGAUUUGACAACUUCGAGCAGCUGCUCUCAGGGGCUCACUGGAUGGACCAGCACUUCCGCACAACGCCCCUGGAGAAGAAUGCCCCCGUCCUGCUGGCUCUGCUGGGCAUCUGGUAUAUCAACUUCUUCGGGUGUGAGACGCAGGCCUUGCUGCCGUAUGACCAGUACAUGCACCGCUUUGCUGCCUACUUCCAGCAGGGUGACAUGGAGUCCAAUGGGAAGUACAUCACCAAGUCCGGCACCCGUGUGGAUCAUCAAACGGGCCCCAUUUUAUGGGGGGAGCCAGGGACCAAUGGCCAGCAUGCCUUCUACCAGCUCAUCCACCAAGGUACCAAGAUGAUACCCUGUGACUUCCUCAUCCCGGUCCAGACCCAGCACCCUAUUAGGAAGGGUUUGCAUCACAAGAUCCUCCUGGCCAACUUCCUGGCCCAGACGGAGGCCCUGAUGAGGGGGAAGUCAACAGAGGAGGCCCGGAAGGAGCUCCAGGCUGCGGGAAAGAGUCCGGAGGACAUUGAGAAGCUGUUGCCGCACAAGGUGUUUGAAGGAAAUCGCCCAACCAACUCUAUUGUGUUCACCAAGCUCACGCCAUUCAUUCUUGGAGCCUUGAUUGCCAUGUACGAGCACAAGAUCUUUGUUCAGGGCAUCAUCUGGGACAUCAACAGCUUUGACCAGUGGGGAGUGGAGCUGGGAAAGCAGCUGGCUAAGAAAAUUGAGCCUGAGCUUGAAGGCAGCAGCCCAGUGACUUCUCAUGAUGCCUCCACCAAUGGGCUGAUCAACUUCAUCAAGCAGGAGCGUGAGGCCAAAAGCCAAUAAACUCAUGCCCAGCUGCAGUCCUUGUUGUGACUAGUCCUUCUUGUCUCUCCUGCCCAGAGUCUGCACUGCAUGGUCCCACCCAGAGCACCCUCUGGUUUCAGGCUUGGACCACAGCCCUUUGGGGAAGCUAGUCUGGAAUUACCACCCCAGCCCUCUCCAUGUCCACGCCCCUUCUGUUUUACAACUGGCUGACGUGUUUCAGUGCAGCUGCUUUUCCUGACCCAUGUUCAUUGUUCAUAUACCAGGCAGAAAAAUAAAGAUGCCACAAAGGAG
Vicugna pacos (alpaca) is the source of this 1980-nucleotide messenger RNA. It is a transcript of the gene GPI, whose product is annotated as glucose-6-phosphate isomerase. The record is from RefSeq and is a predicted model, not a curated record. Gene Ontology annotation, cellular component: cytosol. NCBI's taxonomy places the organism in Eukaryota, Metazoa, Chordata, Mammalia, Artiodactyla, Camelidae. Gene Ontology annotation, biological process: glucose 6-phosphate metabolic process; glycolytic process; gluconeogenesis. Gene Ontology annotation, molecular function: carbohydrate derivative binding; glucose-6-phosphate isomerase activity; monosaccharide binding.